GUGCCCGGACGGGAGUGGGCAGUGUGGCCUUGCGCGGCCGGGCAGCGGCCCCGGGAGCUCGAGGCGCCUGGCCCUCCGCUGUCGGCCCGUGGGGACCGCCCGCCCUCAGCCUGCAGAAGGGGUUGGCCCCGGGGUCCCUUCCUCCCGGAAGGAGCCAGGCGCAGCCUGACGACCCCCUCGCUUUGGUUUUGGCCCUGGCGCCAGACUGAACUGCCACCUCGCACGUGGUCCCCGGGAUAGAAGCGCCUUUAAAACAGCCCCGGGACGCCCCCCUGCACCACGGAGGCGGCUCUGUGCGACCACCCGCCUGCCCCGAGAACCGCCGGCGGGGCGCCCCCAGUGUCCGCCCCGCCCAGCGGCCCGUCCCGGCCGCCUCGCCCCUCGCGUCUGACUCCAGCUGUCGUCGGUCUCCAGAGUACGUGUUUUUGAGUAUUUACCCCUCAUCGUCCCCGACACCUUACACACUACCGGGGCUCCCAUGAAAAAUUCCUAAAGCACUGAAUGUGUGAGGCAGUGCGGUGAAGCCGGGAGGGAGGCGCUGCCGCCCAGACAGUAGAAACUCCGUUAGCUGGAACCAGCACCAGAGGCCCCUCCGCUCUGGUCCGUGCAUGAGAGGGCGAGGGGCCACGAGCUCCUGCAGGGAAGGCCAGAGUUCCCACUGUGGAGAAGUUCAGGGGCGACGUGACACUUCCCCUGCCGAGUGGACCAGGAGCCAGCCACGCUGCUGGGAGCCCGGGAGACCAGGGACAGCCGUGGCUGCUGGAACUGGAGGGAGGAACAAAGGAGGGCUGUGGCUCUUGGUGGCCAGGGCCAGCUGAAGAAACGGUGCAGGCCACGUGGAAGGAGGUGACAAGGGAGCUGCCUGGCUGGGCCUCCCCUGCCACCGGGACAAGCCACCCUCCACAUGGCCUCCAAGCCAGCUGCUGGGAAGAGCCCGGGGGAGAAGCGCAAGCGGGUGGUGCUGACCCUGAAGGAGAAGAUGGACAUCUGUGCACGCCUGGAGAGGGGCGAGAGCAGGCGGGCGCUCAUGCAGGAGUACAAUGUGGGCAUGUCCACCCUAUACGACAUUAAGGCCCACAAGGCCCAGCUGCUCCGCUUCUUUGCCAAUUCCGACUCCAGCAAGGCCCUGGAGCGGCGGCGCACCCUGCACACGCCUAAGCUGGAGCACCUGGACCGCGUCCUGUAUGAGUGGUUCCUGGUGAAGCGUGCUGAGGGCGUGCCUGUCUCGGGCCCCAUGCUCAUCGAGAAGGCCAAGGACUUCUACGAGCAGAUGCACUUAACUGAGCCCUGCGUGUUUUCCGGCGGGUGGCUUUGGCGGUUUAAGGCCAGGCAUGGGAUUAAGAAGCUGGACGCAUCCAGUGAAAAGCAGGUGGCUGACCACCAAGCAGCCGAGCAGUUCUGUAGCUUUUUUCGGAGCUUAACUGCUGAGCAUGGCCUGUCCCCUGAGCAGGUUUACAAUGCCGAUGAGACCGGCCUCUUCUGGCGGUGCUUGCCAAACCCCCCUCCAGAAGGUGGGGCGGUGCCCGGUGUCAAGCAGAACAAGGACAGGCUGACUGUCCUUAUGUGUGCCAAUGCCACGGGCUCCCAUAAAAUCAAACCCUUGGUGAUUGGAAAAUGCAGCGGCCCCAGGGCUUUCAAAGGCAUCCAGCACUUGCCAGCGGCAUACAAGGCCCAGGGUAACGUGUGGGUGGACAAGGAAAUUUUUUCUGACUGGUUCCAUCACAUUUUCGUCCCUUCGGUGAAGGAGCACUUCAGAACGACAGGUCUGCCUGAAGACAGCAAAGCCAUCCUCCUGCUGGACCACUCCCGGGCCCACCCUCAGGAGGCCGAGCUGGUGUCUGACAACAUCUUCACCAUUUUUCUGCCCGCCAGUGUCACUUCCUUGAUCCAGCCCAUGGACCAGGGCAUUCGAAGGGAUUUCAUGCGGAAUUUCAUCAACCCUCCUGUCCCGCUGCAGAGCUUCCAUCCCCGUUACAACAUGAACGAUGCCAUAUUCAGCGUGGCCUGCGCCUGGAGUGCUGUGCCCAGUGACAUUUUCAGCAGGGCCUGGAGGAAGCUGUGGCCCGCGGUCCCGUUUGUGGAAGGCUCGUCUUCUGAGGAGGAGCUUGGACACCUCAGAACUAAGCCUCGUGAUCCGACUUUCGCGCACAUCCUUGAGCUUGGGAGAGAGGCUCCGUGCCGCCCGAGCAGCAGGCUUCACCGGAGCCUGGCCCCUGAGCACCGCGGGCCCGGACUGGACGCUGGAGAGGGGCAUGCCGCCACUGCAGGGCUGGCCCCGGCCGUGGGGACCUUGGAGCAGGCUGAGAAGGACAGCGAGGAGGCGGCCUGGGAGCAGGCGGCCUUGGCCUUCGAUGCUGUGGUGCGCUUCGCAGAGAGGCAGCCUUGCUUCACGGCGCAGGAGGUGGGGCAGCUGCGGGCACUGCGCUCGGUAUUCGUGAGGCAGCGGCAGGUGAAGCGGCGGCGCAUGGCACUCAGGGCUGUGGUCAAACUCGAAGCCCCCCAGGAGUGCUCCCCCCUGCCCUGCUCGUCCUUGGUGGGCAACCACUGACAGUGGGCUGCACUCCGCAGGGCUGUGGCUGUGAGGCCAGGCCAGGCGCUGGUGGAGAGCCUUACCCAGAGGGCGAGCGCCUGAGCUUGGUGUCAGUUACUCAGGAUAGCCCAGCCCCCCGUGUGCAGUUCAUAAGCUCCUACCUGUCCCACCACGUGAAUGUGAGAUGUUCAGAGGGGCCCCCCAGACCUCCGCAUACCAGCACUGCCUGUGGCCAGAAUCCAGGAUGAGCUGGGCAGACUGGCCUUAUGUUUGCUGAGCCUUCCUGUGUCUGAGGGUGGAGAUAUCUGUCUGUCUGUCCAGUAUGAGAAAGGCCGGCCCUCAGGCCGGCCAACAGAAGUCCCUGCUGCCCCUUGACAAGGUUAGCAUCUCCUCCUCGGGGCUCAGCCUGCUGGUCUGGUAGCCAUCCCUGAGGUAGGUAUGCCCCAAGGGCAGGUGGCAAAGGGCUGGGUCAGUGUUGGACCUCAGUGGCAUAGCCCCUGCUCGUGUCCUUACAGGCAACGGGUCACCACCCUGUUUGUGUGACCUCACUCAGCAUGUGGAAAGGUCCUGCAUUUUACUGGUAGGUAAAUCCCUGUGGGCCGGAAUCCCAACGUGGAGUGGGCCGCACGCGGUGUUGGUAUGGGAGACUUGCUGCUUGUAAUUGUAGGAGCGACCAAGUGGGCCUGCCUGUUGCCUCACUGCAGGGCCACGAGGCUCGGCCUAUGUUUUGCAGCGUGGCUCCAAGUCCAGGGUGCAGUCUGCUGUCCACAUUCCCCAGAGCUCUGCAUUUACGGCCUUUAUGUUAAUAAAUGUUGAUCAGCCUCUGAAGUCAGCCUUAGAUUUGCACAUGCAUAACAAAAGCAGUAAGGCAGGCUGCACGUCCCCUAGUAAUGUGCAGGAAGGUUGGCGUACAGGGGGUCACGUGAAAGCUGCCUUUGUUCCUGAGAGCUGUGGGGCUCGUGCGUUCGGCCUGUAGGCCACCUCUCUGGCACUUGUACAUCCUCCUGAACACGCUGGUGGUGGUCAGCGCUGACAGGGCCCCACGCUGCGGACCUGUGUGUUGUGCUGUGCGUGUGCAUCUGAAUGCUAGAAACCUACAGGCCGUGUUCAGAGACUCGUGGCCAGUUCUUUGGGCCAGGUCACGUCCUCGCUGUCAUGUCUGCUUCCUUCGCAGGUUGGGGAAGCGUCUGUGCACUUGGGCACUUUUUUGUCACUUCCAGACUCAUGUGCCCCUGGUGAUGUUGAAUUGCAGCCGCUUGAGGUGUCAGGAGUCACACAGGAGUCACAGGGGUGCUGACCUUGCUGCCAGGGGUGGGUGGCAUGGAGGGACCGACGGGCUGGGAAGCAGUCCGGCCCUCUGCCCAGUGCGGCAGCAGGUCCUGAGUGGGUGGGUAAAGCCGGGGAGGGUGGAUGCAGGCGGCGUUGUGGCUGGCCCUCCUGGGUGCCCUGUGGGUGCUCCAUCUUGUCAGACCAUAGGCCCAGGCUCUUGACUCUUGUCAUGCCCGCAUGAGCUCUUCUGUCUGACCAUGUCAUGGCCAAUCAAUAAAUGCUUGUCAGCGGACCUCCAGAGCACUGUGUGGGAGCACCCAGCCCAGGGCCCUCCAUCCUGUGCCCCCGGCCCAGCCUGCACUGGCAGUGUGUGUGUGGCCUUUUGGGGGCUUCUCCAUACCGCUGGCAGAGCCUCCUCCCGUCCCUGCACGCCCCUCACAGAGUGGCAGUGUGCCAGGUGCCUUCAUAGGGGCUGUGCACCUCAUGCCCACCUCCCUCCUUGGGGCAGGCAGUGCCAGUGUGCAGGACUCGGUGGACCUCUUCCUAGGACUAUUUGUCCAUCUUGACUAUCCCCUUCCUUGGCGGUCAGAACAACUUGGCAGACAAGGGCUGGAAAGAAGCCGUGUCCCUAGCUGUGCCACAGUGGGACUCUGCUGCUUCUGACUGCUGUGUAAGGGCUUGGGUGCCCCCAGGACUGGCCAGGAUGUAGGUGUCAGCUGCCACCUGUUGAACAAAUUAGGGGCGUUAUUCCUGGGUGCGGCCUGCAGUGCUGGGGCCCAGGGAAAGGAGAACAGUCUGGUGGGAGAGUGGGGCUCUCCUGACAGGACGGGCAGCCCCUGGCUGGGAGCUCCAUCCCUGAGCAAGGCCGAGCAGAGCUAGACUGGCAGGGCUGUGCAGGUGGGGCUCUGGCACCCACAGAGGCCAGCCUACAGUACCUGCUUCCAGGUGGGGUCUGCAGGCCACUCUGCACUGCCCUCUGUGGGUGCCCCAGGGGAGACAUGGUGUCAGCCCGAGGAGGCUGUCCUGGCACGUGAGGAGCUGCAGGGGAUACCCUCACUGCCAGCGUUUCCCAUGGGGCGGGGGGCAGACAGGGCCUGCCCAGGGUGCAUCUGGGUGCCAUUCAGCAUCGGCACCGUCCCCCACAGUCAGCCAUGGUCUGUGUUGGGGUGUGUGAAGGGGACGGGAGUCCCAGCACACAUCUUGUGGGUGCAGGGUGGUAGGAAGGGACUGGCGUGGGGGAUGAAGGGAUGAGAAAAGGAACCUGGGAGCUGCAGCCCCCACUAAGACCUCUCCUGGCCCGUCCUACCCGGCUCUGAGGGCAGAGCCCUUGGGGGCAGCUCAGGGCCACUGUAGGCAUAUGGGCUCCGGGGGGUUUGGACCCGGGGCAGGCAGCAGAGUUGGGCCAAACAGGACCCACCCAUGCUGCCCCUGAAGGCCUGCCUGACUGCACUGGGGAGGAGGCAGCCAGGCCAGCUUCUGUGGGGUUUUCCUGGUGCAUAAAGGUACUUGCACCUCAACCGCCAUUUAGCACAGAGCACGGCAUGUAUUAAGCACCCAGAGGCAUUGUGCUCAGUCUGAGGCAAGAGGAUGGUCAGGUGAGGCCCUUGUCCUGCCUCCAGUGAACUUGGGUUUUCUGAGAGGGAUGAGGGCUGCUGAGGAGGCCAGUGGCUUGCAGCUGGGGUAUUAGUAGAUCCAUAAGGGCAGUAGGGAGAACAAAGGUCCCAGCCCGCUUUGGGUCCAGCCACCAGUUCCGGGAGGUGAUCCAGGUGGAACCAGGCUCCUGCCAUGUGUCAGUGUGGCUCCCACAUUUUUCAAGGCAACUCCUCCAUUCCCCGCCCCCCACCCCAGUGUUGCACCAGCCUAGUCCAGCCUCCUUUGAACACCCUCUUGGGUUGUGCACAUCACUUCUGCUCCGUCCCUCCGACAGAUCCGAGCUGUUGGGGCACUGCCAGCUGCACGGGUGGCCGGACAGUGUGCGUGUAGUGAAUAGAGAGCACACACUGGGGAGUGGGUGGCAGCCAAAUCCAGGCCAGGUCUCCUGGCUCCCUCCCACCACCACACCCUCGCCAGCAGUCACUUGCCCAGGUCUCGGCCCCUCCUGUGAGGACAGAGCCCAGGAUGUGGCGGGUGGAGGCGGGCAUCAGCACCUGACCAGCGGGGCAGAGGAUCAAUACCGAGGCAGGCCAGGAGACCUGGGGCUGCUGACCCUCACCACUAACUCAGCUUCUGAAGCAGGGCUGGCACUCAGAGACAUGGCAUUGUCCUGUCCCCCAGCACCAGAGCCAAAUACUGGAACUUGUAGAGAAAGGCAAGUGGAGAUUUACUUACAGGCUGAACUGCAGGCUGGCUGUGGGUCAGGAAAAACAUCUCAAAGACUGGUCUCAGGAUCUAUUCUUUCAAAGGAGUCAAAUUCGGCUGUGUUAGUCUCUGGAGAGGUUCAUGCCCAGGGUAUCAUGUAAAACAAUGAAACAGUCAAGAAGUCAGCCAACAGUGGUGGACCUGGGUUGCCAGGGGUGGGCAGGGAGGUUUGCUCAAACCACAGUGCUGCGGAGUGACCGGGCCUGAGGCGCCUCAGCAGAGGCUCAGCUGCAAGGGGAGAGGCACGGCGCUGACUGGCCAGCAGAUGCCAAGCAGGGUAAACAGCAGGUGACAGUAACAGGCCCCACACUGCUACUGCAUGUUGCCUACAAAGGGCGGCUUUCCAGUACAGUGUGAACACAUGAAGAGACAGAAGUAUGGCUCAUGCCCUGGAAAAAGCAGACCACAGAGCUGCCUGUACACAUGAGAUGUCGGGUUUAACCAGAGACUUCAAACUGGCUGUUGUAAGUAUGGUUAGAGAACCAAAGGAAACCAUGCUUAAGGGGAGAAAGGAAGGAAGAUAGUCUAAUACACAUCAAAUAGAGAAUGUCAUUCAAAGAUAAAACUUGUUUACAAAUGAACCAGUGUAAGUUCUGGAGCUGAAAUACAGUAAAUGCAGUGGAAAACUCACUAGAGGGGCUUAACAGUAGGUGUGGACUGGCAGAAGAGCAAUUUGAUCAGAGGGCACAUAGUCCAGUGACCAGAGAGUACCAGGAAUGAGGAAAAGUGGUCAGCCUUGGAGAGAGCGGGACUCCACCACCUGCAUAAGGGAGUCCCGGCAGGGGAGGAGAGCGCUGGGCCCAGAACCCAGUCAGACAAGCAGCAGCCAGAAAAUCCUCAGACUGAUUGGGAAACGCUAAUCUGCAGACAUGGCAGGCUCAGUGAAUUCCAGUGGGUCAACAUAGAGAUUUGCAAACAGAAAAUCUUGAAGACAGUAAGAGAAGUGGCCAUCGCCCUUAUAGGGCUGGCAGCUGGCUUCAUGUCACCAUCAGCAGAGACCAGGGUAGGGGGGCCAAGUGCUCAAAGAAAAAGCCACAACCAGAAUCCUGUAUCCAGCAAAGCUCUUUCAGAAUGAGUGAAUUGAUAUUAGAAGUGAGAGAAUUUGUUGUCAGCAAGUUCUCAAGCUGAAGCAAGUGACCUUGGAUGGUAAUUCAAGUCCACACACACACACAAGCAGCGGUAAAGCAAUGGUGCUGUUACAUGAGGCCAUACACGUGCUAUUAACUUAUUUAAAAGGCGGUUGUAUAAAACAACAUGGAUAUAAUAUGCUGUUGGGCCUGUAACAUAGAAAUGGGAUGUGCUUGCCAAUAGCACAAUGGAGGUGGGCGGGAGCAAAGUUUGGGCUAGUGAACUAGUUCCAGAUAGUGACUCAGAUCCAUAGAAACAACCAGGAAUGAUAAAUAAAGUUAAUUUAACAAAAGUUAUGUAUGUAUCCCUAUCAGCUUCCGUGUCAACCAUGUGUUGUCAGAUUUGCCUCCUUUAUAGAUGUGGUUUGUGCCUAAUAAUACCAGGGAAAGGCGACACCUUUCCGGCUCCAGACGUGAGUGCACAUCGAGUAAAUCUGGUUAGAGGCACACUCGUGGCCGAGAGCACCCACUACCAAGGUGGCUCAUAGACAGUGACUCGCUACGGAAGUUGCAGCGCUGUUAGAAAACGCUAACACAAAAGAAGGCAAGCGAGGAGUAGAGGGACAGAAGGGACACAGGACUCAGCACUUGCCGGCCCUGGGGGACUGUCUGGCCACGACCACCCAGUGGAGGGUGGCAAGUGGUCCCUGACUCAGGUGUGGGAUUAAGGCUGGGCAGGGUGUGCGUGGUGUCCCUGAACUGCUCUGCCCCACCUGCAAAGAUAAGGGGCAGUUUGAUUCCAUGGCUCAGACACCUGAGCACAGUCCUCAGCCUCCCAGGGGCUCUCCGCCAUGCUCACCUCUGCCGAUUGGAGGUCUGCCCAAAGUACGGCCCUGCGAAGGACAGGGCAGGUGCCGCCACCUGGAUGUGGGAGACCGCGCAGAGAUGACCUAAGAGCUGGGGAGAGCAGGUGCGCUCCCCACAGUGUGAGCACUGGUUUAUUUACACUGACCUUCCUCGGCAGGCCCGCCUUAGAGAACUUGUUCACAUUUUGGUGCUAAAGCACGGGUGGUGUGAUGGCACGAAACAGCCUGCCCCUUGGUGCCCAUAGAGAGCCACGUGCACUUCCAGCAGGGGCCCAGGAGGGAGUCCGGGCGCCAAGCACCCUGCCUUCCCCCCAGGUCAGCAGAUGCUGGUCCCCACACCACCUGCAGUGCAGAGCCCCAGCAGUUUCCCAGUGGCCAGGCAGGCGGAGCAAGAUAAGAGAUUGUGGUCCCCAGGUUGGGAGGGGGUCCCCAGAAAAGAGCUUCAGAGGUGAGGGCCACAUCUAGCCAGGGAGGGGCAGGGCAGGGGCGGGGUGGCUCUCCUGCAUGCUCUGGGAACCUGGGAGAGGCAGGCUUGUUUCCCCAGCCCCAAUCUGUGAUGACUACCCCAGUCCCAGGACCCUUGGUGUCGACACCUGCGUCCUUUCAUCUGAACUGGGGGUGUCUUUUCCUUUCCAGACACCCUGGGCUGGCACAGGGGAAUGUUCAGGAAGGCAAGGAUGAGGGCAGCAGUUGUACAACUGAAAAGUUCUGCUAAAGCCCAGUGUCCGGUCUUAGUGGGAGUGAUGGGCGGAGCCUGGGCCACCAGUCCUGAGGCUCCGUGGCCUGUGGCGGGGGCCAAGCGAUGCACCCCAGCAUUCAGUCCCAGGGCGCUGGGGAGGCAGGAGGGAGAGGAGCCGACUCCAAGGAGUGGAUGUCAAGCUGAGAGAUCUGAAGCAAGUUCGGGCUGCAGGCAGAUGCUCAGAGAAGCAGGACCCGUGUCCCUGCCAGAGCCAGUGUGAGCAUGGGGGCCCAUAGGUGCCCGGGACGGUUCCAUGUACCCACGAGGAGAGGUGCCCCUCCACAGCUGUGGGUGUGGGGCUGUUUAUUCAUUUGUUUUUCAGGCCUGAGCAAGGCCUCCCAGAUCCCGGUGCUACCCGGCAAGUGGGACAGAGGUGACCAGGGUGUAGUUGCAGAAAGCCCUCCAUGUGGCCAGAGACAGGUUGCCCUGAAGCCACUGGCAGAGGGUUGGGGCUGCAGGGUGGACCUCUGCAGUGUUCCGUGGGAGAGCAGCCUGGGCAACUGGGAGGGCUUCAUGGAGGUGGUAAGCUGGGGGCUGGGCCUGAGAGGAUGCAUAGGAGAUCCCCAGUUGGGAAGUCAGGAGAAGCCUUAGGCAGAUGGAGAGUGCCUGGAGGCUGGGCACCUCCCGUGGUCCUGCACACUCUGCUCAGGUUGUCCUCCCUGACUGCGCAGGUGUGGGAGGUAGGCCCCUGGGACCGCCCUCGGGCCUCCUGCUGUGCCUCUCGCCCUCCAUAGCACCCUCUGACACCUUUAAGUAAUUUUGCCCCUUUUUAUGGGGCCAUACAUUUUAAUUAAGGGCUUUUUCCCCAGAAAUCCCUUGGCUCAGAGUGAGGCUCCCUCUUGGCUCAGGUGCCUUCCUGUUGCCAGCUGCCCUAACGAGGACACCUAUAAAUCUCUGUUAUUUGUGGUUCCAAAAAUGAGGCCAUGGUUCUCAUUGUGCCUCAUUAAUUAGACAGACAUUUUUAAGAUAUCAGAGACGGGCCUGGGUGCCAGGUGAGGGAAGGUGGCAGAAGGUGGGUGGGCAGCUUCUUGGAGAGAAGAGCCCAGGCCUGGGAGGCCUGUGCAGUUGGGGAUGUGCCCCCUCAGAAGUGCUGACCAUCUGCCCCAGGGUCGGCCCAGCCCCCACUCUGCAGGACCCUAGGCCCAGGCUGAGCUCAUUCCUAUACUCGGCCCCUUGGCCAUCACCAUGGGGCCCAGCCUCAUUUUACUUUGGUCCUGAAAGGGAGAGUCCCUGUGUCCUGGGAGGCUUUGCAGCAUCUCACUGGUUUUCUGUCUGGGGUCCACUGGCACCACUUCAAAGCUCUGCCCACUCAGAGGGGCUCUGUCCACUGCUUUCAAAUGAGAGAAUUUAAAAAAUAAAACACAUACUUUACUGCAGCUAAAACAAUUAAGUCAAUUAAACAGCUUGUUUACUGAACUCAGAGUAUUCAAGUAAUUGAAUCGUCUUCUCCAACCUGCCGUCUGCCGGGUAACAAAUGCAUGCUGGAUGUCUCCGUCGUCACUGUUCAUAUUUUACGGCCCCGCUCUGAGAGCCACCGAGGCAGCCCUGGGCGACCCUGAGCUACAGAUGAGGGGCGUGGGGGGCGGGGGUAGUGCUAAGCCACUGUUUCGGGGACAGGCAUGUGACCCUUCAGUCUCAACGCCACUUUGGAAGCUGCAGUAAGGCCCAAGGGCUGGCACAUGCCCCUUAACAGGAGACAGUUUCUGUUUGGAGUAAAGUUCUGGAAGUAGGUGGUGGUGGCUAGUGAGAACAUACUCAGUGCCACUGACCUGAAGCCGUGGGUAAAACGUGAUAAAUUUGCCACGCUUAAAACAGGUAGAGACAGAUAGGCCUGGUUGAUCAGGACAUAGAGGCCUCAGAGGAGAGGCGAAGCCACUGAGAUGAGCACCAGCAGGCAACCCCUAGGUGGACAAGAGUGGGGCAAUGUCACCAGCGCCCAGGACGGGCCACCGAGGACCACACCUGAGGAUUCAAGAUGAGGGGAUGCCUUGGCUUGUCCUGUCCCCUCCUCCCCGUUGCCCUUCAGCAGCCAGUCCUCUGGAAAUGCAGGGAUGGUGCUCCACAGUGUCCAUGGGAAGGGCUACUCCUGGGGGGCCAGUCUCGUCCAGUCCUUCAGUCAGGAGAUAUUUCCUGAGCACCUGCUCUGGGCAGGCAUGGCCCUGGCCCAUUGCUGGUCUUGGGUGGAGUCAGGCCUGGAGAAGCUGGGAGGAGGUUGCGUGUCUGGGCAGGCAGGGCCUCUGGCGUGUGUCCUCGGCCUGUGGGUGGGGCUGGCCCUCCAGCUCACCCUGACCUGGGCGCUUUGUGCAUCUGUACUGCUUUCCUCCACUUCUAGCCUCUGUCAUCUCAAGUCUUCAAACAUUUACUGAGUGCCUGCCAUGUGCCAGGCCUGGGCACUGGGGGCACUUGAGGGGCCAUGGUUUGAAAGGGAUGACAAACAUGUCACCAACCAAUACUGGCACAUUUCCACAGCCUUGGGACCUGGGGUGUGUCCUGGACGUCUCUCUGAAAGGCCAUUUGCCAGCAGCAAGGAGGAUGGGCCGUCCAGGUGGGGCCCAGCACAGGCAGAGGUGGGGGCUGUUCCUGGUGAGGCAACGGGACAAGUGUGUGUGUCCAUGGAGGCGUGCAAGAAGGAAGACGUGCCUCGUUCACAGCAGCUUCCAGAACCUUGCCCUCCUGCCUGUGUCCUCGGCUGUCUGACCCUUGACUCUGGGGCCACUGACGCUCCUAGGCACCUUCUUGUCCCCAUCCUCCCUGGGGACCUGCCCAUCGGGGUGUUAAUUCCAUCAUGUGCUGACAACCCUCCGGUGUCCAUCUCCAGCCCAGCAUCUCCCUGGGCUCCCUGUAGUGGCUCAGAUGUAAGGCGCCAGGACAGAACCUCUACUGGCCCCAAACCUGGGCGCCCUUUGACCUCUGUAUGUCCCAGCCACGCCCAGCAGCAGGGAGGUCUUUGGUGUGACACAGCUCAUGGCACCUUGUGCAUGGGACCAACCCCCUUUCACUCCCCAGGCCCCCAGCUCUCCCUGCCUGCACCCCGCCUCUGUUUGCCACGACAGCCAACAUGACCUUGGUGUAAGUCAGUGGGAAAAGAGCACGCAGUGCCAGCCCCUUUCAGACUCCCACCUCGCCAGUGAAAAUCCCAGCCCCAACAGGGUGCCUGCGGAUGGGGCCACCCUGCAAGGGGCCCAGGGUGUGGGGCCCUCCCUCCCGCCUUCAGCUGCCUGCUCCCACACGUUAUCAGUUGGGCUUCUCCAGAGAGACAGGCCCAAAGGGAUGUUUGUAUAAGCAUCAGGAGGUCCCCUGAGUUGCUGGUGCGCACCGCCAUCAGCAGCCGCCAGGAAUCACGCUGGCCUGAGGAGGUGGCUCAGCAGUGCCUCGGGGCCCGGUGCAGUGAUGCCCCAGGUCAGGCCUCCGCCCCACACAGGCCCAGGAUGUCCGCAGGCGCCCCGCCAGUGUGCUCUGGAGCACUCAGAGGCCUGUGCACAGGCUUCCUGGCACAGCGGCCGCCUCCCCCCUCGUGCUGGCCUGGGAAGCGGCUCAGCCCUCAAGGCCCUGGGAAUGAGGGAGGCCCCGGGAGCCCACCCAGGCAGUGCGGGGCCUUCCUCACCUCUGAUGAGAAGUCAGCUGUGGAGGGGUUCUGCUUAGUGCCGGGGAGACCUGAGCUGGGUCAGCCUCAGCCUACCAGGGACUUUGCUCAGUUCCCCAAUAAGGUGCUUUUCAUGAAGGCCUGAGGAGGGGCCGCUCCACCAGGAGCCUCCUGGCGCCCCCACCAGCUGCCUGGGCUCAGGAUGAGCCCUUCCCCCUCCCCACUGCACGCACCGGGGGCCAGCUGACUGCAGGACUGGGUGCCACGCAGCUCUAAGAUGCGCUUCGCUCAGAGACACAAAGGCCUCUUUCCCUGGAGGAGGAGGCCUGGGAGGUGCCUGGGAGCCAAGGAAAGUUCUUGUGAGGACAUCAGAAAGACGGCUGUCCACAAGCCGAGAAGCCAGCUCCCACCAGAAACCUUAUCAGCUGGUGCCUCAUCUUGGACUUCCCAGCCCCCGUAUCCGGGAGAAAUAAAAGCCUGCUGUUGAAGCCGC
This is a messenger RNA of Manis pentadactyla (Chinese pangolin), 12905 nucleotides long. It is a transcript of the gene JRK, whose product is annotated as Jrk helix-turn-helix protein. Bases 905 to 2548 code for a protein of 547 amino acids. Gene Ontology annotation, cellular component: nucleus. The transcript has 4 exons. Gene Ontology annotation, molecular function: DNA binding. Lineage: Eukaryota; Metazoa; Chordata; Mammalia; Pholidota; Manidae. The record is from RefSeq and is a predicted model, not a curated record.